Aspergillus calidoustus is the source of this 2706-nucleotide messenger RNA. The record is from the annotation of a GenBank genome assembly. NCBI's taxonomy places the organism in Eukaryota, Fungi, Ascomycota, Eurotiomycetes, Eurotiales, Aspergillaceae.
AUGACAACCCAGCUCCCCGACACCGAUAAUGCAUACGUGCACUCCGACGAAGAAGCCCUCCCUGUCGACGACACUGCUGCAAGCAUCUGCAGUGGUGAAAGCGACCAAGAACCCCGCGACCCAGACGAAAUAGACACCAGGCUCCUGGAUGCCGAGGAUUUCGUCUUCGAGCAGAACAGAGGCGCACUACACGCUUCCCUCUACGGACCCUCCGCAACCAGCGCCAAGGUCUCAGCCGUCCUUACCCACGCAGGGAAGUUGGUGAGGAUUGAAGAGGAGGGCGCGGGGUAUUUACACCCUUCUUUUGAAUCGUAUCACCGAACAAAGAAAUUCAUUAAGAACCCCGACGACGCCUACAGAAGCUACGUCGACUACGAAGACGCGCUCUACUUCGACUGCGAGGCUGACCCGGCGUACCACCAUGCCCAUCCCGGUACACUAACAAUCCACGGCUAUGGGCUGGACUGCUGGGACUACGUCGAGGAGACGAAAUACGGGUUAGCAAUUGUGCGCCGCGGAUAUGCCGACGUUACCCCAACACCGCUCCCCGGCGCAAGCGUGAAGCAGCUUUUGCGACGGGUAGAUGAUUUGAAGAAGAGGCGCGGAGGGCAGUUCGGUCUGUACGGGGAGUCGCAGGACUAUUUCGUCGAGGAAGACGUCGAUUUACGCCAGUUGAUCGGCGACGAGGCAAUGGCCGGUAUAGUAUCAUCCAGAAAGGAUAUCCACGGGAGCGCGACAGCGCUCCUGAACGUGCUAAAUCGCGCGGACGUCUUCGCAGACCUAACCAAGAAACCGUGCAUCUCGCAAGAGUGGAAUACCGUGAAUCCCGAGGGCGCACUGGGCAUGUGGACAUUCAUCUGGCAGAUGAUCAUCACGACGGAGUUGGCGAGGCGGCUUGCGACGGGUGAGGCGAAGGGGGGAUCGAGCAGAUUCUCGCGCCAGGCUCUUGCAUCGUUGAUUAUUGCUGAUAAGUGGAUGAGUAACGCGGAGCCGCGCAUGACGGAGGGAUUACCCCUGCCAGACCCAAGGGAGGUUUCGCCUGAGGAGAAGGUGCAGACGGAGGAGUUGUUUGCGUUGGCUGAAGAGGCGAUGGAUGAUGAAGAUCCCGAACCGGAACUCGCGGUGCAGUGUCUCGGCGUCGCGAUUGCGCUUGAUCCGGCAAACACCAAAUACCAACAAGCACGAUGUCGGGCCCUUAUCAUGGCAGCUGAGGAGGCGGCGGAGGUUGGGAAUGAGGAGGCGGUCACGCGGCUGUACGCCGAGGGCGUUGUGGAUGCCCGGCGGCUGACGCAGUAUACGCCCAAUGACUGGACAGCCUGGGCGUUUCUGGCAAAGGCGCAGCUGGGACGGGGCGCGAUCAAGAAGUCACUGCAGGCAUGGGAGCAGGCAUUGACUGUCGCGGAGGCUGCGGAAGAGAGCGAGGAGAUUCAGAAGAUCAUCCGCGAGAACAUUGCUGCAUCAAGAAUGAGCCUUGCCGAGGAGUUUUUGGAAAUGGCUGGGAUCUCGGACCCAGCCGAGCGGCAUCGGAGUAUGAAUGAGAUCAAGGAGUGGGAUUUUGAGAUCCUGGGUAAUGUCAUCAAAUGGUGGUCGAACGUUCAUGCUCAGCAGGAGGAGGGACUGGUCAAGUUCGCUCAGAGCAUCGAGUGGCCCUACGUCGACGAGGUUCGCGGACGUAUCAUAGGCAUCUUCGAGCGUAUGUUUGCUAUGCAAGAACAAGGGGUGUUCCCCAGCUUGCACGACUGGCUAUAUGGCCCGCUGCUGCCGGGGAACUGGUUCGCGGAUAGCAUCAUGACAUCCCUAGUUUCCUGCACGGCAUCACUGUCCAACAUUGGCUUUUCGUCGAGCGAACGGCCCGGGCUCGUUCUGCCUAGAGUUACGUACUGGCGAACCUCGACUGUGCUCGGCCGCGUGCUGGCCGCCCUUCCUGGGGUCAAAUCCGUCAACGGAUGGGUGGGGCCGUGUCCCCCUGUCCAGAUCGAUCUAGACUUUGAAGGCGAGCCACAGAUGCUCUGGGUAGACGUUGGAGGCAUUGCGCGCGUCCCGCCCAAUUUGCAGCGAGUACCCUUUUACGACCCCAUCGCAUACAACGAGGACGUAGACAAAGACGGAGCCACGUAUGCCACGGAAAUCACCGACCCCUCCAAAUGGACCAUCCCAAUUCCCCCAGUCCGCGACGAGAGGCAAUACAUCCUCAAAUCCAUUCAACUCAGACACACCAAGGAAAACGAAAAGAGUUUCGAAAGCGAAGACCUGAAAUGUGAUGCCGACCUCGAAUUCGUCGUAGCCCAACCCGCACACGAGGAAACGAGCAGGCGGAAGAUCUUGGCCCGAAAGCUCUUCAGUCACGAGCCUUCGUCCAAGACACAUACAGUUCAGCUCCGCACGAGUCCGGCCUUUGUGGUUCCGCCCAGGUGUGAUGCCUCGGAUGCUGCGGGACAUCCGGUCCAUGGGAGGGAGGCGGGUGAGUAUCAGAUGCAGACUUGGACUCCGAACGAGCUUGUCGACGAUGAAAAGUUUGCUAAAGCUGAGCUUGGUGGUCUCAUUGUUAUCAAUGCUACUGGACAGGGGGCGGAGACUGUGGCAAGGGCUGUGUGUGCGCUCCGGGGACUUAAUGCUGUCAUCCGGAUUCCACAGGGCCCGUGCUAUAAGUGUGCUGUCAAGGCUACAAGGGGGUUGAGGAUGGGUGCGCUGAUUUGGUGUAAUUAA